AUGGCAACUACAAGGAAAAGUAACAAAACAAAUAAAACUAUUCUACUUUCAAAUAAAGAAAAAGAAAUAUUAACUGUAUUACAUGAACUGUAUGCUAACGAUUUUAAAAAAUACGGUGAACAUAUUAAACGAGAAUCAAAUAUACCAACAUCAAUCAAAAAUAUUUAUAACUCGUUAGAUCAACGUCAAGCUUAUCAGCGUGUCUUCAAUUAUUUUCAAAAGCAAAAGACAAGAUUACGAACAAGCUCAAGAUCAAAUCAUCUUAAGAAACCUUCUCGUUCAUCAAUUCGUAAUAGAGCACAAAUAGAUGAACCUAUGUCUAUCACACAAUCUGAUUCUGAAUCGGAUGACAAUGAUCAGCAAGAAUCGAAUAGUUCAAUAAUGGAAAAUCAUAUGAAUGAAACAAAUGAAUAUCAACAUGUGACAACUAAUAAUGAUAAUGAUGUACAAGAAAUUGAAGUAUCAGAAAAUAAUUCAAUUCAUCAAGAAAAACAAACAUUACCAUUAACAAAUAAUGGACAUAAUGAAUCAAUGUUUAUUCCUCAUUCUCAAACUUCUACAAAUUUAACAUUUGAUUUAUUAUCAAUACGUACAAAUAUUCAACAAGCUUUACAUGAACUUGAUCGUGCUAUAUUAGAAUCUGAAAGCAUAACUAAAGAUUCCAACAAUAAACAACAACAACGAUUAUUAAUUAGAAAUAAUAAUUUCUUAACAAAUACUUAUGAUAAUCGAAAAUUAGAUGAUAUUGUUCGUUCAUUAUCAAAUGUUGUUAAUCAACAACAAGAAAAUGUUCAUUUAAUUCUUAAUGAAUCAUCGAGUUUAUUAAGUAAUGAAAAUAAUAAACGAUUAGAAAAUAUAUCAACGACAAAACAACAAUCAAUUACACAUAUUCUUCAACGUUUAAAUACUCUUGUUGAUCGAGGAAAUUCUAUUUAUGAUAAGUUAGAAAAGAUUUUAUCAGAGUUUUGA
Rotaria sordida is the source of this 969-nucleotide messenger RNA. Lineage: Eukaryota; Metazoa; Rotifera; Eurotatoria; Philodinida; Philodinidae. The record is from the annotation of a GenBank genome assembly.